ACAUGGCGGCGUUUCCAGAGAAACAGAACGUAAUAUAUUUCGCGAAACUGACCCAUGUUUGUAUCGGCAACAUCGGUUUGGUGGCUACAACCUCGAGGAAAAGAUGAAACAGAUAUUGUGCAGUUAUCAUAAUAGGUUUUUCCAUCGUAUAAUUCUGGCCUAAGACGUAUUUGGCACGAAAUUAAGCAGAGGAAAUAUGGCAUGUUACGAGACAGGGCUGACGACAGCUUGUCUUGUUCGCGUGCGAAAUAGACAUUCUGCAAGAGGAAUUUACGUGUCCAGGGAAUAGAGAUUAUGUGCUCUACAAGAGAUAGAUGCUGGGCAUCUCCAAGAAACAAUCAGCGUCUGAACCAGACAUUCCCUCAAGAACAAACACCGUCUCAAGGCAGAGCAAACAGAAAAAACCCACGACUGACUCAUCCAACAGAAUCCGGUUUCUCAGGCAGAUUUAUUCUGUCGUUAUUGGUCUUUAUCAUAAACCUCAUUCUAUUCGCAUUACUUCUCAGUUUUGUGAUUCUCGUGGUUCCAGUGUGUUUUUUCGCGAGGAAACUCAUUCUUUAUUUCAGUAUUCGGCAUUAUCGCGAUGGAAAGCUGAGCAAAAUGUCGGCUUCCGAAGCUGUUUGGCUUCAAGCAAGUUGUGUAAAUACAGCUCCGAUGUCUAAUGUUUUCUUUCUUUUUGAAGGAAGAAUAACCAUCGAUGAGCUUGAAAGCUUUGUCAAAAGUAAACUUGUGCAUCAAGAAAUGCUUCUAGGAAAUUUACGAUUACUAAAACUAAAACAAUCUCCCGUGCCGAUCUUGAGUGGAUAUGGAUGGGAAGAAAUAGACAAUUUAGACGUAAACAAUUGUGUUUUUGAAUUUAAAGGAAAUUCGUCGUCAGAUCCUGGAGAUUUGAAAGAAAUUAAGGAAAUAUCCAACUUCAGUGGUGGAGAAGAAUUAUGGAGAGUGGUCUUGUUUCCGAAAUUUAAUGGGAGCGAAGAUACUGGGGUGCUGUUUCAAAUGCAUGAAAGCAUUGCGGAUAUAUUCCCCUUUGUUAGAAUUGUACUAGACUCGCUUGAUUACAAGACUGUCUUUCUCAAGAGGCACUGCUUCUUCCUCGGACGUUUAGCCUCUUGUUUCUUUGCUAGCUUCACUGGACCACUUGUAAUUCUCAAGAGACUACUCAUGACAAAGCAGGAAGAUUUAUGUGGGACUGAUCAUGAGGGAAUGCAACAGAAUAGUGCAGACGAUACCUUCCAAGUUUAUUGGUCUGGACCGAUAGAUUUUAAAUCUGUCAAGCGGAUCAAAGAUGUUACUCGUACAGAAGUUGACAUUAUUCUGCUUUCAUGUGUGGCUGGUGCUAUUCGUUCCUUCCUCCAGAAAUCCAGAGUUCAAUACCCUGAUGAUGUUCGAGUCUGUAUAAGAACUGAUGUAAGACCUCAGCAUUCCAGACUUGAGCUAGACAACAAAUUUUCCAUGGCUUUUAUCAAACUACCAGUCGGCACAGAAGGUGCUGUGCCUCGGCUUUGGGAAACCAGACGCAGAGUAGACAAGUUUUCUUUUACUCUUGAAAGCACUAUCAUGUAUGGCUUCAUCAAGCUGUGUCUUCUUCUGUUUCCCUUGUCUGUCGUGAGGAGGCUCAUUAAUUACCUGCUAAACAAGGUUUCGUGUACUGUAACCCGAAUUCCUGGACCUAACAUGCCAGUCUAUUUGAAUGGCAAAAUGACAAAGAUGAUGGCGUGCUGGACUCCUAGAAAGACCCAGAAUGGUUUUUCAGUCUCUAUUACAAAUCAUAGCGGACAGAUUUACGUCGGUCUAGUUACUAAACCCUCCCAAAUGAAUGACCCUUCACUGUUACUGGCAGAGUUUGAGAGAGAGGUGGCCGAUUUAGGCAACCACUUGGGUAAAAGAGCAUUGCCAUCGCAUCUGCGUUGGCGUCUUAAAGUGGAUCAACAACUGGUUAAUGCAGUUAACGAGGAAAGGGAGAGGGAGGCCGCAGAAAAUGACUUGGUUUGAUUAUAAGUGAAAUUCAAGGCUCCGUGACAGAUUCUUGUAAAUUUCACGGCAGUGUACAGUCGGUAGUUUGUUUCUCUGAAAACAAUCUAGUCCUCUCAAUUAUGUUCCUAACGAUUCCCCUAAGUGUUUCUCGAUCGAUGGGUAAACCAGGAAAGGAAAAUCUGAAGUUAUCGUUACCUCUUCAAUGCGUUACAUGAAAGGACAAAAAAAUUAAAAGAAACGUACACCAAACAUUAUAAAUUAUUCACGGCUGUGCUCUAGCAGGGACUAAGCGCCGCAAGUGACCAACUUUUGUUGAUGGGUGACCUUAACACAUGGCUUUUAUGAAAACUUCCAAGAGCUGGGCUCCUUUUUUUAAAGUUAUUUUUUUCUCAGACCACUGUCGUCUUUACUUUCUACUAAGUAGUUUGCCUACUCCUAGAACUGAAACUUCUAUGGUAUAGUCACCACGCAAUAUGGAGCUUUGUUUUGUCGGUGCAGUUUAGGAGAAAACUAGGCUCUAAGCCCUUUACACCUUAAUAUAAAUAUCCAUUUUCUCAAUACCCUUUUUUAUACUUUCCUUUGGCACUGACCAAGUUAAUUCGUUUACAAUUGAAGCUUCUUAGGUUGCCGAUCAUUUCCUUAAUUCUCAUGAUAUUAAUGAAUGGUUCAACAGUUUUACUAUAAGGAGAAAUUAGAUGCUGGUCACUCUUAGGGUUUUUGGGGUUGAGCAGAGAUUUAUCGAUUUCAAUAAUUUUAUUCAAUUUGGCCUCUGUAGUUUUUUGAAGAGGAAAAAGAACGUUUCGUUAUUUUUUACCAUAGUUGAUUCGUACAUAUUAUACCUCAUUAAUAAGCCUGAUAAGAUUAU
This is a messenger RNA of Pocillopora damicornis (cauliflower coral), 2839 nucleotides long. RefSeq lists its product as uncharacterized. Gene Ontology annotation, cellular component: plasma membrane. Gene Ontology annotation, biological process: triglyceride biosynthetic process. NCBI's taxonomy places the organism in Eukaryota, Metazoa, Cnidaria, Anthozoa, Scleractinia, Pocilloporidae. The record is from RefSeq and is a predicted model, not a curated record.